Molecule: messenger RNA, 1879 nt
Organism: Xiphias gladius (swordfish)
Lineage: Eukaryota; Metazoa; Chordata; Actinopteri; Istiophoriformes; Xiphiidae
Gene: shisa3
Product: shisa family member 3
Exons: 2
Coding region: 448-1314 (288 amino acids)
Source: RefSeq, a predicted model, not a curated record
CCAGCGGACGGUCGCGGGGAGCCGCUCAGCUCGUUUUUGCGAGACGCCAGCGAGAGAAGCUCGGGGCGAGUCGUUUGGCUCCGGUCUGGUGGCGGUUCUGACGAGUUUGGAUCAGAGGAAAGUUUCGUAGUAGUAUUGUUUUUUCUUUUUUUUUUUUUUAAGUGACUUAAAGUCGCCAACGGACAGGAUUCAAUUAAGGAUUUUCUCACGCUGCAAUUUGGCAACUUUUGGUCUGAAAGCGGUUUCGGUGCUUGGAGGAUGAAGGUGACAUAACUUUGCAUUUUCUUUUCAUUUUAAUUUUUUUUUUAAUUUGGAUCCAUUCGUUGAGAUCCCCUUUCAGUAAGUUAAUCUCCAUGAAGAGUCUCCACCCGGGACUGACACAGCCGCCGGUCGGGUGCUGAAGCCCACAAGACGCAGGGAACCGUGAACCCCCCGCGGCCUGCCGGGAUGGUGCGCCUGCUGAGCUGCCUGCUGCUGGGAUAUCUGACCUGGAAUCUGCGGAUAUCGGAUGCACAGGGGGAGUACUGCCACGGCUGGCUGGGCGCGAACGGGAAUUAUCACGAGGGCUUCCAGUGCCCGGAGGACUUCGACACCAUGGACGCCACCGUGUGCUGCGGCUCCUGCUCGCUGCGCUACUGCUGCGCGGCCGCGGACGCACGGCUGGACCAGGGCAGCUGCACCAACGACAGGGAGGUGGACGAAACCGAGUUUGCGGCGCAGCCCAUCUACGUGCCCUUCCUGAUGGUGGGAAGCAUCUUUAUCGCCUUCGUCGUGGUCGGCUCUCUGGUGGCCGUCUACUGCUGCACCUGCCUGCGGCCCAAGCAGCCGACCCAGCAGCCCAUUCGCUUCUCCCUGCGCAGCUGCCAGGGCGAGACCAUCCCCAUGAUCCUCACCACGGCUCCCCCGAGCCUCCGCGCCCCAUCGCGACAGUCCAGCACGGCCACCACCAGCUCCAGCUCGGCCGGGGGCGGCAGCUCCAUGCGGAGGUUUUCUCUGGGAGGUCAGGGGCAGGGGCAGGGGCACGGCUGCCUGGUGUCUGCCACCGUCUGCUCGUCGGCCACCCCCCCCACCCAGACCCCUCAGACUCUGCCUCCACCUCCACCUCCCCCCUAUACUUCCCCACCCGCACCCAUGUCCGGAGGCAUGCAGCACCCACUGUCCUCCACCCACACCCAGCUGCAGCUCCACCAGCCCUCCAUUCCCUCUCACCCCUCCCAGAGCACCGGGUUCCUGCUGCCCCAGCAGUACUUCUUCCCCCUGCAGCCCGACGCCUUCGCAGCGGCCAAGGGCUUUGCCGACUUCGGACAGAGCUGACAGGGCUCUGGGCAGGGGGAAAUAGAGGGAUUACAAGAUUUCUAGAUGGAGGGUGUGAGCCAGCGAGGACAAACACUGCAGCGCAGCUGGUGGUGUUUGGUCGGAGAGCCCGGGACGGCUGAAGGGACACAGAGAGAGAAACAGCAGGACGAGGGAUGAAGUACAACAAAGCUGCUGCGGUUGAACAUCGUGGCCUGAAGCGCUUCCUGCUCUGCAACACAGGGCACAUCGAAGUUCAGCAGACCUGUUAGAGACAGCAACAAUUCUGAAUCUUAUGCACUUCUACAUCGUAUUGUACACAGAAUUCUGUGGUCUACAUUUUAUUUUUUAUAAAUGCCAUUUUUCAAGGUGGAAGUUUACAAUGAAGACUGAAAUCUUGCCAAUUUAUCACAUACCUUCCUAAAAAAACAGAAGUACUGUACAGGCAGACGGCUCCUGAGACUCUGCUGAGCAUUGUACAUUUUUAGCGAUAUAGUAGAUUUUGGAAACCAGGGAAUUAUGUUUUUUGACAAUCGCAAGGACCUCCGAAAGAGAGGAGGACCUAAUACACAAAGGACAUUUUAUU